CCACAGAGGCGGCUGUGGACCCUCCCCAACCGACACUGCAAAUUCUAGAAAUUUCGGGAUGGUGGCGGCCAGGAAGCAGGUCUGCAAUGGCUCCACCCCUGGGAGGGCACAGGAGGGUGCUGGCCCAGCCCUGAGAGGGCCCCAGGAACCGUGGCAGCACAAAGGAGACAGAGCCCAGCACGUCUACACCAUGUCCUGGACUCCUGCCCUGCUGGUACUCCUCGCUCACUGCAUAGGCUGUGGCUCCCAGCCAGUGCUGAGCCAGCCGCCAUCUGUGUCCUCCUCCCUCGGAACCACAAUCCACCUGCCUUGCACCUUGAACGGAGACCAUGACGUCAACGUUUACAGCAUCUACUGGUACCAGCAGAGGCCCGGUCACCCUCCCAGAUUCGUGCUGAGAUAUUUCUCCCACUCAGACAAUGACCAGGGCCCCAAGAUCCCCCCUCGCUUCUCCGGAUCCAAAGAUGUGGCCAAGAACACGGGGUAUUUGAACAUCGCAGAGCUGCAGCCUGAGGACGAGGCGAUGUAUUACUGUGCGGUGGGGGCCCAGGGCAUGGAAAAGGUGAGGGUGAUGAGGAGGGAAGAAAAGGAGCCUGCUGCUCCAGGGUCCCAGGCACCCCAAGACUCACAUACCGUGAUCUAAAGACAGACGGGCACACAUCCUUAGGGAGAGGCGCGUGUGGGCAAGGAGGGCCGCGGCCAUGAGCUUCACAGGGCUGAGGAGAAGAGUCCUGGCUCAGCUUUUUCUUGUUUGGCAGCUUUGCUGAAACCCUGCAAAUUCUUAUUGUCCCCCUCCCCUCUGCCCCCAGAAGGCCAGAUUGGGGGAAUUAAACUCACUUGUGUCUUGCA
Molecule: messenger RNA, 849 nt
Organism: Mustela erminea (ermine)
Lineage: Eukaryota; Metazoa; Chordata; Mammalia; Carnivora; Mustelidae
Product: immunoglobulin iota chain-like
Exons: 2
Coding region: 59-643 (194 amino acids)
Biological process (GO): immunoglobulin production; immune response
Source: RefSeq, a predicted model, not a curated record